This is a messenger RNA of Fonticula alba, 1052 nucleotides long. RefSeq lists its product as hypothetical. Bases 57 to 941 code for a protein of 294 amino acids. The transcript is spliced from 6 exons. The record is from RefSeq and is a predicted model, not a curated record. NCBI's taxonomy places the organism in Eukaryota, Rotosphaerida, Fonticulaceae.
GUGUGUGUGUGUGUGUGUGUCUUGCUUCCCUUCCCUCGUCCCUCGCUGUGUGGGCUAUGGUGAAUUCCGCCGGUGAUGAUCGCCUCGCGGGCGGGCCGCUUCCCAUUUCGCUGGUCGACCAGGGCCGCGACGCCUGGCUCCGGCGGCUGGCGUUCCGCCCGACGGAAUUCCGGCCACAGAAUGCCGGAGCCUCCACCAGCAAUCAGCCUCUCCACCCGGCCAUCCGGCGCGACUUCAUGCUUCUGCUGACUUCCUUGACCGACUUGAUCGUGGAGAAGUCCGUCCGCGGCGGACCCAUUGUGCGCCAGCGGCUGACCAGCCUCCUUGGCCUCAUCGAGUCGGUGCUCAUGUCGCUGAGCGUGCCCCGACACCAUGGCAUCCCCUUCCACGACCCGGAGGCCCUUUCGACCUUCAUUCGGGAGUCCUCCGCCCGGUUACUGGAAAGCAAUCGCACCCUCCGGUCCCUGGAGCAGGAGAACCGACAGCUGCUCGAUGAAUGUGACUUGCUCCAUUCGCACAUCGAUUCCCUGGAGCAUGUCAUCCACCAGGAGACCGAGGCAGUUCGUCAAUUGGAGAUGUCCCUUUCGCCCCUCCUGCAGGAAGACCCGGACCCGGGGUGUCUGGCCCCGGAUGUGGAUUUCCUGGUGGCCCACACCAUGGAUCCGGGCAUGGAGCAACUUGUGGAGGAGAUCACGGCCGCCGGGGAUCCGGGGCGUGCGCGCCACUGGGGCACGACGGUCGACCGCCCCGGGGAGGGUCUCCUGCUGGACCUGCUGGCGGGCGAUGAGCUGCUGUCCCGCGCGGCGGAUCUCUGUGCACAGGUGGAGGCGGCCCUGGACCGGACGGAGGGGACGCUGGCGGCCGGCCUGGGGCGGUCCGGGCCGGAUGGCCUGGUCAGCUUGUCGCUCUUCGCACCGGCGGCGGGGGCGGCCGAUCUGUGAAGGAAUGGACCUUGGGAUUUUUGCCUUCCCUGCCCGUUGUUCCAGCCCCCGGGGCGCCAGAGUGAAAAUCCGGGGAAAUUGGCCGGAAAAAAAGCAUAUAUCAUGACAAAA